CUUUAUCAGCUGUUUACUGUUUUUGUAAGUUUAGUGCAAGUGCGCAGAUGCGAGUAUCAGUAAGGUCAAGCGGUCGAAGUAAUUGGAAAUUAAUAUUACUUUUGUGAAGAUAUAUUGCUAAAUAGAACAGGAUGGUCAAGGCAUGGUUUAUGGAUAAUAACCCAGAGAAUCCCUGCACAGAACACCAUAAGACACCUCCAGAAUAUGUCUCUUUAGAUGAUUUAUUUGAAUCCACAGCAGUGGAAUAUUUCUAUAUAAAUCCUGAUGAUAGAAGCAAACUCGAUAUAAUCCGAAAGGAACGCGGCUACUCUUACGAAGAUGAAAUCAACUGCUCGGAAGGAUGCCUCCCAAACUUCGAAGAAAAAUUAAAAAUGUUCUAUCAGGAGCAUCUGCACACCGAUGAGGAAAUCCGUUACGUUUUGGAAGGCUCCGGCUACUUUGACGUGCGCGAUCGCAAUGAUAAAUGGAUCCGAAUCCAGGUGAAUCGGGGCGACUUAAUCAUCAUUCCGAGCGGAAUCUACCACCGGUUUACAUUGGACACCACGAGAUUCAUCAGAACAAAACGCUACUUUGUCGGUGAACCUGUUUGGGUGGCUCACAAUCGCCCUGCCGAUGAGAUGGAGUCCCGUAGGGAGUACUUGCAAAAGCUGGAAAACAAGCAAUUCACACAGAAAAUCUAUUAAUACACACGCCGCAUGCAAAUGAAAGUUAUAAACAAUGAAUAAACCUAUGGCGACAGAGGUCACACUCCAUCACAGCCACAGCAA
Messenger RNA from Dalotia coriaria, 767 nucleotides. It is a transcript of the gene Adi1, whose product is annotated as acireductone dioxygenase 1. Bases 132 to 683 code for a protein of 183 amino acids. The transcript is spliced from 3 exons. Lineage: Eukaryota; Metazoa; Arthropoda; Insecta; Coleoptera; Staphylinidae. Gene Ontology annotation, molecular function: acireductone dioxygenase [iron(II)-requiring] activity. The record is from RefSeq and is a predicted model, not a curated record.